This is a messenger RNA of Oncorhynchus gorbuscha (pink salmon), 2699 nucleotides long. Its product is annotated as transportin-2-like. The coding region runs from base 318 to 2567 and encodes 749 amino acids. Gene Ontology annotation, cellular component: cytoplasm; nucleus. Lineage: Eukaryota; Metazoa; Chordata; Actinopteri; Salmoniformes; Salmonidae. Gene Ontology annotation, biological process: protein import into nucleus. Gene Ontology annotation, molecular function: nuclear import signal receptor activity; small GTPase binding. The transcript is spliced from 22 exons. The record is from RefSeq and is a predicted model, not a curated record.
UGAACAGAUCGGCGAUUGGGCAAAACUAAUCAAGCGUAUGGAACGUUGAGCCAUGUACGGAAGCCGAACAAGGACCUGCUGGAGGAUUUUUGAAUCUGACAUGACAGCUAUUUCUCACACAGAGCCAGAGCUACUUAUCGCAACAGAAAGGGGGUUCGGGAUUAUCUCGUUGCUCUAAAAACACAGUGAGAGAUCCAAACCCGUUGCUACUAAAUACAUCCGGAUUGCAUCUGCCGUUCUGUAAAUGCUCAUUGCCGCGGUACCGGUAGCUACUGCUAACAAAGCAAUUACGGAUCUGACAAAUCGGUGCGACCAGGAUGGAGUGGCAGCCGGAUGAACAGGGUUUGCAGCAGGUACUUCAGCUGCUGAAGGACUCCCAGUCUCCAGACACAGCCACACAGAGAGCUGUGCAGGAAAAACUGGAACAGCUCAACCAGUUCCCAGACUUCAACAACUAUCUCAUCUUUGUCCUUACAAGCCUCAAAUCAGAGGAUGAGCCGACCCGUUCUCUAAGUGGUCUCAUAUUGAAGAACAAUGUGAAGGCCCACUACCAGAACUUUCCUCCUCUGGUCGCUGACUUCAUCAAGAGGGAAUGUCUCAACAACAUCGGAGAUCCCUCGCCCCUCAUCAGAGCAACCAUCGGCAUCUUGAUAACAACCAUAGCAUCUAAAGGAGAGCUGCAGACAUGGCCUGAACUCCUCCCUCAACUCUGUAACCUGCUCAACUCUGAAGACUACAAUACCUGCGAGGGUUCUUUCGGAGCACUGCAGAAGAUCUGUGAGGAUUCUUCAGAGCUGUUGGACAGUGAUGCUCUCAACAGACCCCUGAACAUCAUGAUCCCCAAGUUCCUACAGUUCUUUAAACACUGCAGCCCAAAGAUCAGGUCUCAUGCCAUAGCGUGUGUGAAUCAGUUCAUCAGCAGUAGAGCCCAGGCUCUGAUGGAUCACAUUGACACCUUCAUCGAGAGUCUGUUUGCUCUAGGAAGUGUUGUACAUGCUCCAGCGGGAACCCAGGACCCAGAUGAGAAUGUCAGUCUGGAGGCCUGUGAGUUCUGGCUCACCCUGGCUGAGCAGCCCUGUCUGCAACAGGAGGCCCUGUCUGGGGCCUGUUUGUUCCACCCAGACUGGGUCGUCAAGGAGUCUGGAAUACUGGUGCUGGGGGCUAUCGCUGAGGGUUGUAUGCAGGGCAUGGUUCCCUACCUACCAGAGUUGAUGCCUCACCUCAUCCAGUGUCUCUGUGAUAAGAAGGCCCUGGUGCGCUCCAUCGCCUGCUGGACCCUGUCCCGCUACGCCCACUGGGUGGUCAGCCAGCCCCCCGACUCCCACCUCAAACCCCUCAUGACUGAACUCCUCAAGAGGAUCCUGGACGGGAACAAGAGGGUUCAGGAGGCCGCCUGCAGUGCGUUUGCGACCCUAGAGGAGGAGGCCUGUACAGAGCUGGUUCCCUAUCUGAGCUUCAUUCUGGAUACUCUGGUCUUCGCCUUUGGAAAAUACCAGCACAAGAACCUGCUCAUACUGUACGACGCUAUAGGAACACUGGCCGACUCCGUAGGACACCACCUCAACCAACCGGAGUACAUAGAGAAGCUGAUGCCUCCUCUCAUCGCCAAGUGGAAUGAGCUGAAGGAUGAAGAUAAGGACCUGUUUCCUCUGUUAGAGUGUCUGUCCUCUGUAGCUACAGCCCUCCAGAGUGGCUUCCUGCCCUACUGUGAACCAGUCUACCAGCGCUGUGUUACACUGGUGCAGAAAACACUGGCUCAAGCUAUGAUGUACAGCCAACAACCGGACCAGUACGAAGCCCCUGAUAAGGACUUUAUGAUCGUGGCCCUGGACCUCCUCAGUGGUCUGGCUGAGGGCCUGGGGGGCCACGUUGAUCAGCUGGUGUCCCGGAGCAACAUCAUGACACUACUGUUUCAGUGCAUGCAGGACACCAUGCCAGAGGUGAGACAGAGCUCCUUCGCCCUGCUGGGGGAUCUGACCAAGGCCUGCUUCCCUCACGUCAAACCCUGCAUCGCUGAGUUCAUGCCUAUUCUAGGGACCAACCUGAACCCAGAGUUCAUCUCUGUGUGUAACAACGCUACCUGGGCCAUUGGAGAGAUCUGCAUGCAGAUGGGUGUCGAGAUGCAGCCCUAUGUGUCUCUGGUUCUGAACCAGCUGGUAGAGAUCAUCAACAGACCCAACACACCCAAGACCUUGCUGGAGAACACUGCCAUUACGAUUGGUCGCCUGGGCUACGUGUGUCCUCAGGAGGUGGCUCCGAUGCUCCAGCAGUUCAUCAGACCGUGGUGUACGUCCCUACGGAACAUCCGUGACAACGAGGAGAAAGACUCCGCCUUCAGAGGGAUCUGCAUGAUGAUUGGCGUAAACCCUGGGGGAGUGGUCCAGGACUUCAUCUUCUUCUGUGAUGCCGUGGCGUCCUGGGUCAGCCCUAAAGACGACCUGAGAGACAUGUUCUACAAGAUCCUCCAUGGUUUUAAGGACCAGGUAGGAGAGGAGAACUGGCAGCAGUUCUCAGAACAGUUUCCCCCCCAGCUGAAGGAGAGACUGUCUGCCUGCUACGCUGUGUAGAAACCCCCCCUAACCUAACAUCAGGUGAGCCAGUAGUAGAGGAGGAAGGUGAAAAGGAAUCUCAUCCAUCUGUGUUAAUGCCCUGAACUGAUCUGGGAGGAGAGGGACCCAUCACGCCAUUGGCCGCUCCCC